GACCAAAGCACUUCCACAGUUGCGCCGCCCAACACGUAGACGCGGCACCACCUGCUGCCACUGCUGCCACUGCUGCCACAGCGUGCCUCGGACACACUCGCUGCCUCCCGUCCCCCGGUCGCCAUUCUCACCCCUCUGCGACGCCCACUGUUCGCUACCGCCCCCGAGCCGCUCCGCACGCAGCCCGCCAGUCCGCCAACGUCUUCCCCGCGCGCUGCUCCAGACCGACACGCACGACCACGCACCGCUUCUCCCCCGAGAGCGCCCCGACCAUGCGAGACGGGCCGUGCGCAUAGGCUGCGGUUAUGAGUGCCGCUGCUCCCUUGCCUCCACCCGGUCUGCGCCCCUCAUAUGCUAUGAACGGCUCGGGCCAUGGUGCAGAUGGCUGGAGGGGCAGCAAUGCGGGUGGUGCUGGCGGCCCCUUCCCGCCCAUCGCCGAAAUCACCGCCUCUGCGACUGAGAAGGCGAAUGAGAUGAGAAGCCUGACGAUUGGCCAUCUUCUUGAACAAGCCAGAUACCACAUGACCCAGGCCGUGACGUCGAUCCAGGGCCGUCAGUCACCCGCUGCUGCUUUCUGGGAGUAUCUUGUUGCCUACAAGCUUGUUGUCGACGUCAUCCCACGCCACAGAGACUAUCUUGACCGCGUCGAAACCGCCCGCGGCCAGCUACAUCGAGAUUUCAAUCAGGUCCUCAAGGAAGUCGGAGCGAAUGAGGACAGGUUCACGAAUAUCAAGAACAUUAUCACCAACGACAAUAAACGAAAUGGUGCCCAGCAUCUGCCUUCACAGCCCUCCUCGCGCCCCACUUCGACCAACGGCAUCCGUGCCCGACGUGACGAUGAGCUCAUGCUUCCCGACGUGCCUCCUGGCCCGCCCGUUGGUCGUUCAGCUCCAGCAGUUCCGCUAGAAUCCCCACGGCGAAAGCCGCCCGUCCAUCCAAAACCUCAAUCAUUGCAUGGUCGUGCUGUUCACCAGAGUACCUCUUCCGUCAACGGCGUAACCGUCAAUGACUUGAGCGAACGAUUCGCAAAACUCAGAGGUACUGCUGCACCAAUUGAUACGUCUUCUGGACGCUCAAGCAUGGACCUCUCGGUGAAGAUGCCCUCGCCUUCAGACUACUCGUCCCAUCCUCGAGGCCCACGUGAUAUGCCUCCACCAACCCAUCUUCCACCCCCACCCCCAAUAGCGCUCAACACGCAGUGGGCAGCGUCCCUGCCGAAAGAGCCAAGCCCUACUUACAGCCCCGCGCGGAACCUUUCUCUGCCCGGCAACAUCAACCCUCCCCGUAGUACACCAAGGAGCAUGGUCGGCACGGGCGGCCGCAAUAACUCUAUCGCCUCUAGCGCAUCGUACCAAGCACCCAACGCGAAUGGCCAAUCCGACAGCUACUUUCCAGCACCCGCCAAUGCGUCAGUGGAUUUAUCGUCGAGAAGAAAGUCCGUGACUAAGCCCGCGGAGAGCCAAAUUACUGCUGAAAAGCUGUAUGACUACAUCCGGAUGUACAACGUUCUCUUGAUCGAUGUCCGGAGCAGGGAAGAGUUCGAUGCAGGCCACAUCUUUAUUCACACUAUCAUGUGUGUGGAGCCAGCCAGUCUCCAGGAUGGUUUCUCUGCCGAACAGCUUCAGGAACGACUGGUAAUCUCGCCCGAUGAAGAGUUGGCCUUAUUCGAGCGGCGUCAUGAGUUUGACCUGGUCGUCUACUAUGAUGAGUCUACAAAAACAAAUUCGUUUCUCAACAAGUAUAAUCCGAAUGAACGCGAACGGCCGCUAAAGCAAAUGUACGAGACUUUGCACGAAUUCAACCAUGACAAGCCUCUACAACGGCCACCUAUUUUCUUGAUGGGAGGUAUCGAUGCCUGGGCUGAAUUGGUCGGCACUCAAGCGCUGAAGAUGACAUCGACCGCAGCGUUGGUCGCUAGCGGGCAGACGAGAACGCAUCCAGUAAGACGCGCGCCCCGCCCGACACGUAUUUUGACACAGAGCCGAAAGACCUCAGGGCGGCGCGACUACACGCCAAUGGAUUUAGACGAACAGAAUAGGUUGCUCGAAGAAGCAAGACGGGGACGAGCUGUCGUAGAGCAGCCCCCUCAGGAGGAGGAUGAAGACGAUGCCGAAUCGCCCAUGUAUCGGACGACUGAGGACUUCUUGCGGAGAUACCCAGACUUGGAAGACCAACAAUCGAUGAUGUACCCUCCACCACGACCGCAACAAGCGAGCCCGUAUGUCCAGCCUCCGAUACCUCCUGCGCCAUCACGACCAGCGCCAUCUGUUCCUAGGCCUAGCUACACGGGAGUUCACGAACGGCAGCUUACUCGCCAAUCCAGCGGUAAUCAACCACCGGUUUAUGUGUCAAGUGGCCGGGGUGCAUCAAAUCGUCUUCACAGGACUGGUCUAAUCAAUUUCGGCGUAACCUGCUACAUGAACUCGGUGGUUCAGUGUCUGAGUGCCAAUCCUAACCUCACCAACUGGUUCCUCAGUGGGCGGUAUGCAGAAUAUCUGCAGAAGCGCAACUGGAAGGGCACCGAAGGAAUCCUCCCCGAAGCAUACGCCACGCUCCUCUCAAAUUUGUACAAAGGCGACACUUCCGCCAUUCGGCCAUCUACAUUUCGGAAAGUAUGUGGGCGAUUCAACCAAACCUGGCAACUGGACGAGCAACAAGAUGCAAAAGAGUUCCUCGAAUUUGUCCUCGACAUGAUGCACGAAGAUCUGAACACGGUAUAUGACAAAGCGCCGCUUCGCGAUCUGACAGAAGAGAUGGAGAUGGCCCGCGAACAACUCCCACGACCAUACGCUGCGAAGAUCGAAUGGAAUCGUUACCUGCAUCGCAACGCCUCUUUGAUUGGAAACCUUUUCGCUGGACAGCAUGCUUCACAGCUCACGUGCAAGAAGUGCGGGAUCACAAGCACCACCUACGAAGCCUUCUGGAGUAUCAGCGUAGAGAUACGACAAGAUAGGGCAUGCGAUAUCCGAGAUUGUUUACGCAGUUACUGCUCUGUAGAGACACUCGAUUCGUCUGAUACGUGGAAGUGUCCACGCUGCAAGAAGCAACGCGAAGCUACCAAGAAGAUAACUCUCACACGCGCACCGGACACAUUAGUUGUCCAUUUCAAGCGGUUCAGCGCCUCGCAUGGCCAAGCCGCGAGAAAGGUCCGCACCCCGGUGCACUUCCCGCUGCAGGGCCUGGACAUGGGACCCUUCAUGGAGCCACCCAUCACACCUGAAGGUGAAGCAAGAGCGCGUGCUACUCACGCACAAACCAAUGACCUGCUGCCUCAGUUGAAAACGGACCCAGCGAUGAAUCCGCCUUAUAUGUACAACGCGUAUGCAAUCAUUUUCCAUCACGGUGCAACGCUGGGUAGCGGACAUUACACAGCCAUCGCAAAAGAUCAAGCGAAGGGUUGUUGGCGGAACUUUAAUGACGACCGCAUACGAGACUUUGAGCCGACGCAGAUCUCAACGGAGGACCGGGAGAAGGCCUAUGUCGUGUUUUACCAGCGAGAACGAGUCGCUGGUGGCAUCUAAAACCCCGUCCUACGAUCUACAUGCUGGUUCUUGCUCUUUUGAUUCUGCUCACUAGUUCGCGUAAACCACGACAUUCUGUGGAUGCUAGCUUCACAUAUCUUUUUGUCUAUAUUGGGCGGGUUGUAUACUUGUUGAUACGAACAUGGCAUGCAUGGCGUUGGUUAGGGCUUUGGAUCUUUUUAGAUGCAUAGGAGGUGUUUUCGGCUUUGGCGACGUUGACCAUCUUAUUACGAUACCAAUUGGCAAUGCAUAUCUCGAGAC
Paraphaeosphaeria sporulosa is the source of this 3782-nucleotide messenger RNA. Its product is annotated as ubiquitin carboxyl-terminal hydrolase 2. Bases 306 to 3521 code for a protein of 1071 amino acids. The record is from RefSeq and is a predicted model, not a curated record. The transcript has 5 exons. Gene Ontology annotation, biological process: protein deubiquitination. Gene Ontology annotation, cellular component: cytoplasm. Gene Ontology annotation, molecular function: cysteine-type deubiquitinase activity. Lineage: Eukaryota; Fungi; Ascomycota; Dothideomycetes; Pleosporales; Didymosphaeriaceae.